This is a messenger RNA of Rotaria sordida, 2028 nucleotides long. The record is from the annotation of a GenBank genome assembly. NCBI's taxonomy places the organism in Eukaryota, Metazoa, Rotifera, Eurotatoria, Philodinida, Philodinidae.
AUGUCGAAACAAGUUUUUGAACAAGCAAACGAAGCUUUUGUUGAUGAGAAAUAUGAAGAAGCACAUGAAUUUUAUACAAAAGCUCUUGUGAACGAUGAUAAAACUGAUCAUCGAUUUACUUCUAAAAUCUUGGCAUCACGUGCUCAAUGUUCAUUAAAAUUAAAAAACUAUGCAGAUGCAUUGAAGGACAGUAAUGAUGCUAUUCAAUUGGAUGAAACAAAUAUCAAAGCAUAUAUUCGCAAAGGUGUUUCAUUAUAUAAUCAAGAUUUAAAAGAAGAAGCUUUGGAAGUAUUUGUUCGUGGACUUGAAUUUGAUUCUGCUAAUGAACAGUUAAAAAUAUGGCAGCAUAUAUGUGAAAAAGAAUUAACAGAAAAAAAAUCUGUUCCUAUAGCUAAGUCUAUUGAAAAAGAAAAGUUAGCUACGAAUAUUACACCUGUUCAUCCAUUACCACCGGCGAAAAUUAAACAUUCAUUCUAUCAAACAGAUAGUGUUGUUACUAUUCAAAUUCCUAUUAAAGGUCUUAAAAAAGAUCAAGUUCAAGUCCACUCAACAGAUACAACUAUUAAAAUCAAUACGAAAAUACCUUCUUCUGGUCAUGAUUAUUCACUUGCACUUGAUCUUGCUUAUCCAAUUGAUUCGUCACGUACAAAUUUCAAUGUUACUAGUUCAAAUAUUGAAAUAAAAUUAUAUAAACGACAAGCUAUACAGUGGACGUCAUUGGAUGCUCAAUCAACAGCAACUAAAGCUCUACCACCAGUUCCAAUGAGUCGACCUUUAGUUGAAAAAGCUCCAACUUAUCCAUCAUCAAGUCAACGUGCAAAAAAUUGGGAUAAAUUGGAAGCUGAAAUAAAAAAGGAUGAAAAAGAAAAUAAGGAUGAUAUGGGUGAUAGUAAUGCUAUCUUUCAAAGAUUGUAUCGAGAUAGUGAUGAAAAUACACGUCGUGCAAUGAACAAAUCGAUGUAUGAAUCUGGUGGUACAUGUUUAAAUAUGAAUUGGGAAGAAGUAUCCAAAGGUCGAGUAACUUGUGAACCACCUGAUGGAAUGGAAUGGAAGAAAUAUGAUUCAAUUCUUUGUGCUUUUGGUUGGGGACCAAUCGGACAUAGUCUUGUUGCACGCCUUGCUCAAAGUCAAUUAGAGUCAUCUACUAAUAGAUGGAUUUAUAAUUAUAUACCAACGAAUUUAUCAGGUAAUUUAAGUGCAAUUUCAUCAUGGCCUGAUAUAAUACUUUAUCCAGAUACAAAUCCAUUUGAUUAUCAUAAGUGGCAAUGGUCUCGUCAAUUACAUUUUGUAAAUAUACCUGAUUGGAAUUGUAAAUAUAUUUCAACAAGAGAUUGUUUAAAUAAUAGAUGUAUUGAAGGUGCAUUAAAGAAUUAUUCACAAAGAUUAAUUGAUAAUAAUUGUGAUUAUGUUCAACAACAACAAGCUCUUUUUUUUCUUGUUCAUUUUCUUGGUGAUGUUCAUCAACCAUUACAUUGCGGUUUUAAAGGAGAUUUUGGUGGAAAUAAUGUCAAAGGUUUUUUUUUCAAUGGAACAAAUCUAACAAAUCUUCAUACAAUAUGGGAUGUUGAUAUAAUUAAUAUUCGUAUUAAUCGUCAUUUUCAAUCGGAUGUUAAUCUUUAUUAUGAAUAUUUGAAAUCACUUAUGUUUAAUCAAUCUUUAUUAAUUAAUGAAACAUAUAAUGAUUAUAAAACAUGGAUUGAUGAAAGUGUUAGUUAUGUUUGUCAACAAGUUUAUUUCGACGAUAAUAAUAUUAAACUUAAUGUUUCAUUAAAUUUUAAAUUAGGUGAAAAAUAUUUCAAUCGAAAUUGGCCUCUUAUUGAUCAACGUUUAGCACAAGCAGGUCAUCGACUUGCAUCAUUACUUAAUCAAUUAGCUAAAAAUCAGUCAUCAAGAAAACUUCCACCAGACACUCAAGCUCUUAUUAUUGUUUUAUGUGUUGAAUUAGCGAUUGGUAUUUUUGCUGCUCUAAGUGUUUAUUUAUAUAAACGACGAAAAAAUACGAAACAUGAUGUUUUGAUGUCUGAAUGA